CUCCGCAAGCUCAACGACCUUCUGGGCAUUUACGUCGACAACGCCCGUUCCCGGGAAGUGGGGAACGCCGGCUUGCUUUUGCGCAUCACUGAAUCCGAAACAGAGGUGUCCCAGCAGCUGACGGGCCUGAAGGCCGUUUUCGAGACGGAGCUGGCGGAUGCCCGUGCGACUCUGGACUCUGAGGCCAAAGAGCGUGCACGUCUGGAGCUGGAGGUGAGCAAGCUGAGGGAGGAAAUCAAGGAGCUGAAGGUCAAACGCCGGCACGAGUUUCGCAUGGUGGAUUUUGAAAACGCCCCCCAGGAAGAUUAUGAAAGUAAACUGCCCGAAGCCUUGAUGAAGAUGCAAAGCCAGCAUGAACUUCAAAUUAAACUCUACCUUCAAAAAGAGGUAACCAUUUAUCAUUUGGACCUUAGAAUCUGUCUCAGCUGCAAAAGUUUAAAAAGUCUGUGUUGACACUAGCUUGCAGCCCGUGAUGCAAAAGUGAAAGAUCUGGAGGAGGCUCUGUCUCCAAAGAGAGACCUCCUCAGGGAGAAAGACCGAGAAAUGGUCGACAUGAGGGAGCGGUUGGAGCAGAAGCUGGAUAAGUAUCAGGAGCUAAUGGAUUUCAAGCUAGCGUUGGAUCUGGAGAUAAGUGCCUACAGGAAGGUGCUUGACAGCGAGGAGGAGAGGUUACGCUCGACCACGUCGGCCAGCGGGAAGAGGAAGCGUCCCAACGACACGGACAGCGAGGCUUCGAGCUUCGCCGGAAGCGCUGUGACUCGUACUCCCAUCACCCAGCAGGCCUCUGCUAGCGGGCAGGUCACCGUGGAUGAGGUGGAGCAGGACGGCAAAUAUGUCCGACUCAGCAAUAAAGGA
Syngnathus typhle (broad-nosed pipefish) is the source of this 855-nucleotide messenger RNA. RefSeq names its product lamin-A-like. The record is from RefSeq and is a predicted model, not a curated record. The annotation marks the transcript as partial. The transcript has 4 exons. Lineage: Eukaryota; Metazoa; Chordata; Actinopteri; Syngnathiformes; Syngnathidae.